AUGGAUAAUUUUUUAAUUUAUGAAGAAAUUCAUAAACGUGAUUCUUGUAUUGUUUAUCGUGGUCGAAUAAAACGAUCAAUUGAUUUUGUUAUGAUCUAUUGUGUUGAUAAAUUUAAACGACAUGAAUUAAGUAAUCUCGUUCGAUUAAUGUAUGAACUUGAUCAUUCAAAUGUAAUGAAAUUUCGAGAAUGGUAUGAAACAACAAAUCAUCUUUGGCUUGUUAUGGAUUUAUGUGAUGGUGGUUCACUUAAAUCAAUUAUACAAGCUGAUGGAUCUUUACCGGAAACAUCUAUACGUACUAUUGGUGUUCAUAUAUGUCAAGGUUUAUAUUAUCUUCAUCAACAAGAUAUUAUUUUUUGUGAUCUUAAUCCUGAAAAAAUUGUUUCGGAUGGUUCAAAUAUAUUUAAAUUAGCAAAUAUGACAUUAUCAAGAAUGAAAGGAGAAAAUUUACAAGCAAUUUUUGAUGAAACUUAUGAUAAUUAUCUUGAUGAUGUUUAUCGAGGAAAAGAACGACCAAAAGCACAAACUGAAAAUAAUUUUUAUACAGCACCAGAAAUACUUCGUGGUGCUGAAUAUUCUGUAACUUCAGAUUUAUGGUCACUUGGAUGUAUUUUAUAUGAAAUGUUUGCUGGACGACAAUUAUAUGAUGAAAGAAAUGCAAAUAAAUUAACACAAAAAAUUCUUAAUGAUCGUUUUGUUUUACCAAUGGCGAGAGGUUCAGCUAAACCAUCAAUUGAAUUUGCUAGUUUAUUACAAGGUUUACUCGUUAAAGAACCAGCAAAAAGACUCGAUUGGCCUGGUAUAUUAACCCAUCCAUUUUGGACAGGUCAAUUAAGUUAUCUUGUUCGACCACAAACAGGUGCUGCAAUAAAGAAAAGUGUCAAUCAAAAUGAAACACACGAUCGUCCACCACUUUCAUCUCGAUUAGCUACAACAGAUCGACCAGAAUCAAAUGUAUCAUUUAGUUUAAGUUGUACAAAAACAUCUAUUCAAAUAGCUCAACAAAAUAAAACAGAUGAAACUGAUGGUAAUAAAACACAUCGAAAUGAUUAUUCAUCAAUUAAUACACAUGAACAAUCAACAUCAUUUGGUGGUGAAACUAUUGAACGUCUUCGAAAAAUGCUUUUUUCAAAAGCUGAAUUACAACCAACAACUAUUGUUGAAAAUAAAACUAUUCAAAAAACAUUACCAUUUAAAUUUGAAAAUAAAUUAUUACCAUUUCAAUUAGGAAAAUGUAAGAAUCUUUUAGUCGAUAGUUUCAUUUGA
Rotaria sp. Silwood2 is the source of this 1266-nucleotide messenger RNA. The record is from the annotation of a GenBank genome assembly. NCBI's taxonomy places the organism in Eukaryota, Metazoa, Rotifera, Eurotatoria, Philodinida, Philodinidae.